Molecule: messenger RNA, 510 nt
Organism: Fusarium coffeatum
Lineage: Eukaryota; Fungi; Ascomycota; Sordariomycetes; Hypocreales; Nectriaceae
Exons: 2
Coding region: 1-510 (169 amino acids)
Biological process (GO): mitochondrial respiratory chain complex IV assembly
Cellular component (GO): mitochondrion; mitochondrial inner membrane
Source: RefSeq, a predicted model, not a curated record
AUGGCUUCAAAUCCACAGGAAGGGCAACCUCAGCCCGGCGACAAGACUCUGCAUGUCUGGUCGAAACCCAUAGAACAAAACGGCGCUGCUGCGACUGACGGACAAAAUGGUGCGACAUCGACGAAUACUCGACCGACUAUUUCUGAGGCCGUGUCUAUGAUCAAGAAGGAUGAUUUUGCCAACAUUGCGAAUACUCCUUGCGCUCGACAGGGUUUCAUUACAGGAAUUGCAUCCGGUGCUGGUAUUGGAGGAUUGAGGUUUGUCAUUAAAGGCAAUGCUGGCAGCGCUGCGAACUGGGCUGUAGGCGUCUUUGUGCUCGGAAGCAUGGCAUCAUACGAAUGGUGCCAGUACCUACGCCGCGAAGAACGUCGCCAAAUGAAACGACACAUCGAAGUGGUAUCAGAGAACAGAAGGGAGCAGGCAAGGAAGAUCCAGGAGGCAAGGAUGGAGCACGAUAAGCUGGAGGCCGAAAAGAAGGCGGCAGGAAAGCCAUGGUACAAGAUAUGGUAA